This is a messenger RNA of Trametes versicolor FP-101664 SS1, 1204 nucleotides long. RefSeq names its product inosine monophosphate dehydrogenase. The transcript has 11 exons. The record is from RefSeq and is a predicted model, not a curated record. Lineage: Eukaryota; Fungi; Basidiomycota; Agaricomycetes; Polyporales; Polyporaceae. Gene Ontology annotation, molecular function: nitronate monooxygenase activity. Bases 102 to 1097 code for a protein of 331 amino acids.
UCCAGUCUCCGGGGUAUGCGCUAAACCGGGCACGGGAAGAGCGGUCUCCCUUGCCUUCCAACCUCAUCUCGCAACCCCACAGACUCCCAGAACUCACGAAGAUGCCUCUCGAAACUAAGCUCACGAAACUCCUCGGGAUCAGGAUACCCGUCGUCCAGGGUGGCAUGCAAUGGGUUGGCGUGCCACGCCUUGCAGCUGCCGUCUCGAACGCUGGUGGACUAGGUGUUCUCACCGCGCUCACCCAGCCUUCGCCGGAGGCUCUGCGGCUGGCGAUUCGUGAGACUUACAAGCUUACGAAAUUCCCCUUCGGCGUGAACAUCACGCUCUUGCCGAGCAUCAACCCUCCGGACUACGAGGGGUACGCGCGCGCCGCCUACGAGGAGGGCGUCCGGAUUUUCGAAACCGCUGGGAACAACCCCGGCCCGCUAAUCAGGUUCUUCAAGUCCAACAAGUGCAUUGUCAUCCACAAAUGUACAACAAUCAGGCAUGCGAAGUCUGCGGAGCGUCUUGGAGUGGACUGCCUGAGCAUUGACGGAUUUGAAUGCGCCGGCCAUCCCGGCGAAGAGGACAUCGGCGGCAUAGUCUUGUUGGCACGGGCAGCACAGGAGCUGAAGGUGCCGUAUAUCGCCUCCGGCGGAUUCGGGGACGGGCGCGGGCUGGCGGCCGCGCUCGCGCUGGGUGCAUGUGGCGUGAACAUGGGCACGCGGUUCAUGUGCACAGUUGAGAGCCCGAUCCACGAGAAGAUCAAGGAGACGAUCGUCGCGUCCACCGAGGCGAACACGACGCACAUCUUCCGCACGCUGCGCAACACGUCGCGCGUGUACAAGAACGCGGUCGCCGAGCAGGUCGUCGCGCUCGAGCGCCGCCCGGGCGGCGCCAAGUUCGAGGACAUCCGCGACCUCGUCUCGGGGCAGCGCGGGCGCCUCGUGUACGAGACGGGCGACCCUGAGUACGGGGUGUGGACGGCGGGGCUCGUGAUGGGCUUGAUUCGGGACGUGCCGACGUGCGAGGUGUUGUUGGAGAGGAUUGAGAGGGAGGCGGAGGAGGUUGUGGAUGGGUUGGUGGCGAUUCGGGUGGGGGCGAAGGCGAAGCUGUGAGCCGCCGAUGGUGUGUGCCCGUCUUGGGAUGGUGACUCGGUGUUGUUUCGCACAUGCUCUCAAUGUGGAUGGAUAUCCGAACGCUCGACCGGAUAUCUCUUGUCAGA